Messenger RNA from Anneissia japonica, 2789 nucleotides. Its product is annotated as amyloid protein-binding protein 2-like. NCBI's taxonomy places the organism in Eukaryota, Metazoa, Echinodermata, Crinoidea, Comatulida, Comatulidae. Bases 47 to 1801 code for a protein of 584 amino acids. The record is from RefSeq and is a predicted model, not a curated record. The transcript is spliced from 12 exons. Gene Ontology annotation, molecular function: protein binding. Gene Ontology annotation, biological process: intracellular protein transport.
UUGCCGUGUUUUGCCGACGUAGAGCGAUCAAAACAAAUAGGUGAAAAUGGCCCAGCCUUGUGCUGCUAGUGUCUUAGAAUGGGUCCCAGAAACUCUUUACAAUUCGGCAAUUACGGCUGUAGUAGUCAGUUAUUCAAAACAUAGGAAAGAAUUAAGAUGUCUGACAGAAAAUAUACAAUUUGAUGUUUAUUAUAAGCUGUACACCCAGGGUCGACUAUGUCAGCUAGGAAUGGAAUUUUGUGAAUUAGAUAUCUUUGCAAAGGUUCUGACUGUGAGUGAUAAAAGGCAUUUACUGCACCACUGUUUCCAGGCGCUGAUGGACCAUGGCGUUAAAGUAGCAACAGUCCUUGCCGAGUCAUUCAAGUCUCACUGUGCUCAGAUCCUCUGCUCCCAGCGAACACAACUAGACAAAGCAAUCCAGCUUGGUUUCUCUUUAGGUGGGUUCUUGACAGAGGCCGGUUGGUACCCCCAGGCUGAGAAGGCCACAGAGGCAUGUCUGACGUUGUGCUCGCAAACAGAAGAGAUAAAAUAUUUACGUAAAGCUCUGGAGUGUUGCAUCAGGCUUGUAUACGUUCGCAAUGCUAACUGUAAAUAUCAAUCAUCAGAGGAAACGUAUAGACGGGCUUUGCGAACGGCCGACAAGCUGAUGGCACGCAAUUCAGUGGUGAACUUAGCAGCGGUUCAUGGUGAAAUGUGUGCACUACUUUAUGCUAGGAGUCAAUAUGAUGAGGCCCAUAAACAUUGUCUAGAGGCCUUGAAAAGUCUGCACUCUGGCAUGCCAGUCAAGAGCUCCAUAGAUAUAUUACGACAGUCAUCCAAAGCCUGUGUAGCUAAAAGACGUUUUAAGAAAGCUGAAAUCCUAAUAACUCAUGCUGUUCAACUAGCAAGGGAAUAUUUUGGAGUGCGUCACCCAAAAUAUUCUGAUGCUUUGUUAGAUUACGGCUUUUAUCUUCUCAAUGUAGACUCUAUAUGUCAAUCUGUUACUGUCUACCAGCAAGCACUUGAUAUAAGGUUGUCGGUAUUUGGAGGUAGGAACAUCCAUGUGGCAGUUGCUCAUGAGGAUUUAGCCUAUGCAUCUUAUGUUCACCAGUACAGCUCAGGGAAAUUUGAUGAUGCCAAAAUGCAUGCAGAACGGGCAAUAGAGAUUAUAACACAUAUACUACCAGAAGAUCACUUAUUACUAGCAUCAUCUAAAAGGGUCAAAGCACUUAUAUUAGAAGAGAUUGCCAUUGAUUCCCACGACAAAGUUCGGGAGGCUAAACUUUUACAAGAGGCCCAAGAUCUUCAUCUAUCCUCACUUAGUCUAGCUAAGAAAGCUUUUGGAGAAUUCAAUGUUCAAACCGCCAAACACUAUGGCAAUUUAGGAAGAUUAUACCAAUCCAUGCAUAGGUACAAGGAAGCAGAAUUAAUGCACAUCAAAGCUAUAGAGAUAAAGGAACGCUUAUUAGGUGAAGAAGAUUACGAGGUUGCACUGUCUGUUGGCCAUCUGGCAUCAUUGUACAAUUACGACAUGAUGAGAUACACAGAAGCAGAGUCCCUAUACCUCAGGUCUAUACAAAUCGGUAAAAAACUGUUUGGUCCUGGUUACAGCGGUUUGGAAUAUGACUAUCGUGGUCUAAUAAGAUUGUAUAGUAACUUGAACCUAUAUGAUAAAGUUUACGAAUUUCAAGAAAUUCUUACAAAUUGGAUGACAUUACGUGAAAUUAAUCGCAACCCAGAUGAUAUACUUGAAUACAUAACCAACUCUCGAGCGGAUGAGAGCAUCGAGGAAGUAUUGAAAAAGUUCUUCAAACUAGAAUGAUUAAUAUGGCAAGAAAACAAGUAGGCAGAGUCAUCACCAUAACAACAAUUAAUUGACAGUUACCAGCAUUAUUUUCUUUAGAAUUAUUGAGAAUGAAGAUCUUGCACAUGAUAUUGCCAGUUAUUGUUUGAAAAAAAGAAAGAAAUUGUGUUAAAUUUCUAAAAGGAACAAUGAAAUGGGAAUAUUUCUGGCAGAAAAUUUCUGAUAUUUCCCCUUUUCAAAACCAAAGCCAAUCUUCAGAAAGGUGUUCUCAUUUUUUGGUUGGAGAUUGUUUUGAUUUUUUGAUGCAAAAGCAGGAGUAUGUUAAGAGUUAUGUAAAAGCACCAGAUGCAAUAUUGAAAUGUUAUAAUAUAAGCUAUUUUGCAAGAAAAUAAUUGUAGAAGCAAACAGAUUAGUUUACAUUGUGCAUGGCUACAGUGCAAAGACAUUCUGUUUAGUUAUUUUUGUUACCUCUAUGUGAAGUAUUGUUGAUUUAAGCCUAGUAUCCGUAGUGCUUUUGUGAAGCCUUAAAAUAUUGGUGAAUAUAUAUGUUACUCUGAAAUUCAGUAUAAAUCAAGAAAUGGCAGUUGAUGUUAUUCUUAUGUUAAUAUUUGUUUAAGUAUUGUCGCAAGAAUCCGUAUAAUUUAAAAUGCUAAUUGUUAUUUAAUGUUUUAUUUAAGGUUUUGCAUAUCUAAUAAUAUCUUCAACUAAGCUAAUUUUAGUAACUCAAUUUUAGUCAUCAAGGGAUCCGAGUACAAUUGUGGUUAAAAAAAGUAGAGAGAGUAGAAAAGAAUAGAUAUCAUGUUCCUUAAUUUUGUCUAUCAAUAUAAAUUUACCCUUUGUCUUUAGAACCUUAACAUUGAACAAUCUCUACCACUUUGUGCCUAGUUAAAUAUAUGAACAAUGAUGACAUAAGCAGCUUAUGUUGUAGACUAAUCAUGAAUUCCGAUGGCUUUGGACAAUGCAGUAAUGCUACGCUAUUUCCUUUUUAGAUUAUAUUUUUUUAACA